AUGAAUGUGUGGCAGUGGAUCGCGACUGUGCUCUUGGUGCUUCUGGGCGGAUGGGCUUACGUCUCGUCCAAGCCAUCUUCGGCCAACGGGGAUGCUCCCACCUCGAAGCGAAAGCCCAAGAAAAAGAGCAAGAAGAAGAAGACGGGACAAGACACAAGCGCGACCGCAAACGAAAACAACAGCCAAGGCAAGGACGAGAGUAGCAAUGGUGACGAAGAAGACAAACCCAACGAUGCCGCGCCGCCUACGAUUGCCGACUACUUCGACGAGUCCGAUUCGGACGACGAUGGACUAUCGGCGUCGCAAGUCCUGUCGCAAAAGCAUUUCGGGACCGCAUUGCUUGGAGGCAGUCGCAAACUUCGUCCUACUGCGCCAGUGCUACAGCUCCACGAGGGCCAGCGAGUGUUGGCAAGGUUCAAGCAGCAGUCAGAAUGGUUUCCUGGGACGGUCACAAAGGUGCAACGAGGCAACUUGUACAUCAUCACGUACGACGAUGGCGAAGUUGAAUCGAAGGUUCCGAUUCAGUACAUUCGUGUGACGAACCAGUCGAACGGAGGAACUGGCGACCAGGACGGCGAAGGAGGAAGCAAUGAAGGCAGCUCGAGCGACGUGGACGAAGAAAACACGCAGGACAACGAGUGGGAAGUCGUAUCGGCAAAAGUGUACAAGAAAAAACCUGUGUUGAGCGCGCAGGAGGCGGCGGCGGCGGCGCAUCCGUCCGGUUUGACCAAGAAGCAGCGCGAGAGUCGACGCCGAAAGGAAAAACUCAAGGAGCAAAAGGAGCUCGUCCGCAGCCAAGCGCAGGAAUCGGGGCUGCACGCGCGAUGGGGCGGUACCAAGAACACGUGGCGGGCAUCGUAA
Molecule: messenger RNA, 861 nt
Organism: Aphanomyces invadans
Lineage: Eukaryota; Oomycota; Saprolegniomycetes; Saprolegniales; Verrucalvaceae
Exons: 6
Coding region: 1-861 (286 amino acids)
Source: RefSeq, a predicted model, not a curated record